UUAUGGGGAUUUGUGGAAAUGGAAAAUUAAUUGAAUCUUUAAUUCUUGGUUUUCCUUGCUUUGGUUUGUAAUUCAUGGAGAAUUCCCCAAAAUUACUUUUUUCUUCUUCAUGUUCCAAUUGGCUACUCAUCCAGUGAUUUGUAUUCAGUUUGAAAGUUCAUUACUGUUUUAGUUUACCUGUUUAUUAUUAGUUCAUUUUAUGAGUCUUAUAAAUGAAGCUGGACAUUCUUUAUUUUAAGUGGUGGUUAUUUUUGAAGUUCAUUAUCUGGAUGGAUUCAAUUUUGUAUUGUUCUUGCUUUUAUGAAAUGUUGGAGGUAUUGAGUUUCCAAAUUUGAAUGAGUAUUAAAGGUCUGUUUUGUUCUUUUUUGGUUGUAUAUCUUGUCUUCAUUUGCUCUGUGCAUUCGUUUCUUCUGUUGAAUCUCAUUCAUGUAGUAAAGCUGGGAAAGGGAGAGAAAAAAAAAAGGCAGUGUUGGUUGUACUUUGUCAAAAAUGGAGUUGUUCUUGCCAGAGGUUGCGUAGAAUUACACAACCAACUAUUGGAGUAACUGGUAAAGUUGCUGCCAUGUGACCAGGAGACCAGGAGGUCACGGGUUCAAAUCUUGGAAACAGCCUCUGGCAGAAAUGCAAGAUACGAUUAUGCUGAAACUUUCUCAAUCUAUUUCCAGUACUGCCUGUGGCAGUGCUGUUGAUGAGAUGGAAGGAUGCCGAGACAACUCUGCUGCUCUCACCCUUAAAAUCGUGGCCAUCUCUACUAUCCUAAUAGCUGGUGUUUGUGGAGUUGGCAUCCCAUUAGUUGGCAAGAAGCACAGAUUCCUUCGAACUGACUCUAAUCUAUUUUUUACUGCUAAAGCCUUCGCUGCUGGUGUCAUCCUUGCCACAGGUUUUGUUCACAUGUUACCAGGUGCCACUUCAUCAUUAACUAAUCCUUGUCUUCCGAAAUCUCCUUGGUUGAAAUUCCCUUUUGCUGGUUUUAUCGCCAUGAUGGCUGCAUUGUCUACCUUGGUGGUUGACUUUGUUGGGACUCAGUAUUAUGAAAAGAAACAAGAGAAACAAAACCAAAAAGAUCAGACUGAUUCAGGAGACUUGGUGUCGGAAUCAGCUAUUGUACCAGUUGAGCCAAAGCCAAGGAAUGAGAAAUUGUUUGGUGAAGAAGAAGGUGGUGCAAUACACAUUGUGGGGAUGCAUGCGCAUGCAGCUCAUCACAGACAUAGCCAUUCACAUGAACAAGGGGACGUGAGGGAGCAUUCCCAUGGUCAUUCACACUCCCAUAGCUUCGGUGGUGGUGAUGAGGAAGGUGGAGUGAGGCAUAUUGUUGUUUCUCAGGUAUUGGAGCUUGGGAUAGUAUCACAUUCUAUCAUAAUAGGCGUAUCAUUGGGUGUCUCAGAAAGUUCAUGUACAAUAAGACCCUUGCUCGUGGCAUUGUCGUUCCACCAGUUCUUCGAAGGUUUUGCAUUAGGAGGUUGCAUCUCACAGGCGCAGUUCAGUUCCAUGCGUUCCACUGCAAUGGCAACAUUCUUCGCCAUAACAACCCCGUUGGGAAUUGGUAUAGGGAUCGGAGCUGCUUCAUCUUACGAUCCACAUAGCCCAAGAGCUUUGGUGGUGGAAGGGAUCCUUGACUCAAUAUCUGCUGGAAUUCUAGUAUACAUGGCUUUAGUAGACCUAAUUGCUGCAGAUUUCUUGAGUAAAAGAUUGAGCUGCAAUACCAGGCUUCAAGUUGUUUCUUACUUAGCACUAUUCUUAGGGGCUGGACUCAUGUCCCUUCUUGCAAUAUGGGCAUGAAUGUUAUUGCAUUUAUUAGCUGCAUGUAACUUUUUUUGUUUUUGUAUCUUAUUAUUAUUCAUAAAAUCAGCCAAGCAAGUAAUUAUUUACAA
Molecule: messenger RNA, 1871 nt
Organism: Solanum dulcamara
Lineage: Eukaryota; Viridiplantae; Streptophyta; Magnoliopsida; Solanales; Solanaceae
Product: zinc transporter 4, chloroplastic
Exons: 3
Coding region: 622-1779 (385 amino acids)
Biological process (GO): zinc ion transmembrane transport
Cellular component (GO): plasma membrane
Molecular function (GO): zinc ion transmembrane transporter activity
Source: RefSeq, a predicted model, not a curated record